Molecule: messenger RNA, 672 nt
Organism: Lodderomyces elongisporus
Lineage: Eukaryota; Fungi; Ascomycota; Pichiomycetes; Serinales; Debaryomycetaceae
Gene: URA5
Product: orotate phosphoribosyltransferase
Exons: 1
Coding region: 1-672 (223 amino acids)
Biological process (GO): pyrimidine ribonucleoside biosynthetic process; 'de novo' pyrimidine nucleobase biosynthetic process; pyrimidine nucleotide biosynthetic process
Cellular component (GO): cytoplasm
Molecular function (GO): orotate phosphoribosyltransferase activity
Source: RefSeq, a predicted model, not a curated record
AUGAGCUCCUCCUCUCCACAAUCAUACCAAGCAAACUUUUUGCAAUUGGCACUCAACUGUCAAGCAUUGAAAUUUGGAAAAUUCACCUUGAAAUCAGGUCGUGAAUCACCAUAUUUCUUCAACUUGGGUUUGUUCAACACCGGUGCAUUGUUAUCAAACUUGGCAACUUCCUACGCUCAGGCCAUUGUUGCUAGUGGGAUUGAAUUUGACAUCUUGUUUGGCCCAGCAUACAAAGGUAUCCCCUUGGCAGCAAUCACAGUUGCAAAAUUGGCUGAAUUGGCACCAGAGAAAUACGGCAAUAUCGGAUACUCAUUCAACAGAAAAGAAAAGAAAGACCACGGCGAAGGUGGAUCAAUUGUUGGAUGUCCCUUGCAAAACAAGAGAAUCUUGAUCAUCGAUGACGUGAUUACAGCAGGCACUGCGAUCAACGAGGCAUUUGAAAUUAUUGCUCAAGAAAAGGGUGAAUGUGUCGGAUGCAUUAUUGCCUUAGACAGACAAGAAACUACAGUUCAGGACCCAACCAAAUCGGCUACAAAGGCCGUAAGCGAAAGGUACGGCAUUCCAGUAUUGGCCAUUGUCAACUUGAAAGAAGUGGUCUCCAUUUUGAGUGGGAAAAUCAAAGAUGAAGAUUUGAAAUCAAUUGAAAACUAUAGAAGUCAAUACGGUGCCUGA